Molecule: messenger RNA, 331 nt
Organism: Scutellospora calospora
Lineage: Eukaryota; Fungi; Glomeromycota; Glomeromycetes; Diversisporales; Gigasporaceae
Source: the annotation of a GenBank genome assembly
GACAUCAAAAGAAGCAGGUUUAACUGUUAGGAAAUUACAAUCAAUACUUCGGGCUGUUGGAUCUUCAGAUGGUAACAUGGAAGAGGGUUCAUUACGAUGUGAUGUUAAUGUUUCUGUACAUGAACAUGAAACUCCUUAUGGAACCAGAUGUGAAAUUAAAAAUUUGAAUAGUAUUAAAUUCUUAAUGACUGCUAUUGAAAGGCAGAUAAAAGAAUUAGAAAAUGGUAAUAAUAUUGUGCAAGAGACCAGAGGAUUUGAUGUAGCAAAUAAUAAAACAUUUAGAUUAAGAAAAAAAGAAACCUCUACUGAUUAUAGGUAUCAAACUAUAUAA